This is a messenger RNA of Thlaspi arvense, 1632 nucleotides long. The record is from the annotation of a GenBank genome assembly. Lineage: Eukaryota; Viridiplantae; Streptophyta; Magnoliopsida; Brassicales; Brassicaceae.
AUUAAUUUUAGCUUUUUUUCUAUUAUAAAAUUAUCUUAUCUCAUGCAUCCCUCUCUCUAUAUCUCUUACUUCUGUUUUGUAUAACUACUCUUUGUUAUACAUAGCCAUUUUAGUUACUCUGGUUCGUUUCUUAUUCUCUCUAAUGGCUAUUCCUCUGUUUUAGGACUUUGAUGAUCUAAAUUCCAAAUUCCUUGAUCCUCACUCAAAUUUUUGAUCCUUUCCUUUGUUUUUCGGGUUUCUCAUUUUCUGAAUUGGGUUCUUCUCGUAAUUCAAGAUUUGUUUCCCUUCAUUCCAAUAAUUAAAAAAGUUUUUUUUUGGGUGUGCCAUUAAAAAUCUCAUUAAUGGCACAACUCCCUCCGAAAAUCCCAACCAUGACGACGACGACGACGCCACAUUGGCCUGACUUUUCCUCCCAAAAACUCCCUUCCAUCGCCGCAACCGCCGCCGCAACCGCAGCAACCGCCGGCCAGCAAAACCCUUCGUGGAUGGAUGAGUUUCUCGACUUCUCAGCGACUCGCCGUGGGACCCACCGUCGUUCAAUCAGCGACUCCAUCGCUUUCCUCGAAGCACCUUCCUCCGGCGUCGGAAACCACCACUUCGACAGGUUCGACGACGAGCAAUUCAUGUCGAUGUUCAACGACGACGUACACCAAAACCACAACAGCAACAACCACCACAAUCGUCACAACAAUGUGGGUCCCACGCGUUCUUCUUCCAACACCUCCACGCCGUCCGAUCACAACAGCCUCAGCGACGACGACAACAAAGAACCUCCACCGUCCGAUCAUAAUCACAUGGACACCACAGCCAAUCAAAACAACGUCGCCGGUAACAAUUACAACGAAUCAGACGAGGUUCAAAGCCAAUGCAAGACGGAGCCACAGGACGGUCCGUCGGCGAAUCAAAACUCCGGCGGAAGCUCCGGUAAUCGGAUUCACGAUCCCAAAAGGGUAAAAAGAAUUUUAGCAAAUAGGCAAUCAGCACAGAGAUCAAGGGUGAGGAAGCUGCAAUACAUAUCAGAGCUCGAACGGAGCGUUACUUCAUUGCAGACGGAAGUUUCAGUGUUAUCACCAAGAGUUGCGUUCUUGGAUCACCAGCGAUUGCUUCUCAACGUCGACAAUAGCGCUAUCAAGCAACGAAUCGCUGCUUUAGCCCAAGACAAGAUUUUCAAAGAUGCUCACCAAGAAGCAUUGAAGAGAGAAAUAGAGAGACUUCGACAAGUAUAUCAUCAACAGAGCCUCAAGAAAAUGGAGAAUAAUGUCUCCGACCAAUCUCCGGCCGAUAUCAAACCGGCCGUUGAGAAAGAGCAGCUCCUCAAUGCCUAAAGCUGCUUCAUGGCGAUAAAAAUUUCUUGACUAUAAAACCUCUUUGUGUCAAGAAAUUAAUUUGUCAAAGAAGAAGACAUUCUUAUUUAAUCUAAUCACAUUUUUUUUAAGUUGUGAUGAAUUUGCUUUGAUGUAUCUGAUUUUUUGUUUCUUAUGGAGUGGGAGGCGAGGGGGAGUGGAAAUGAAAUGUAAAAAAAAAACUUAGCUGAUUUGUUGUUUAUUCAAUUUUUUUUUUUUUUUUGGAGUGUCUAAAGCAUGAAUUGUGUACUAAUUGAUAUAUUUCCUGAAUAGUUUGUUUCUUCAUCAA